This is a messenger RNA of Entrophospora candida, 1239 nucleotides long. Lineage: Eukaryota; Fungi; Glomeromycota; Glomeromycetes; Entrophosporales; Entrophosporaceae. The record is from the annotation of a GenBank genome assembly.
AUGUCCUGCGAUCAAAGUGCUGAAACUAUUAUAGAUACUUCUAGACAAGAUUCUCAGUCAAGUACUCCAUCGAUAGUUAGGGGGAUGAGUAAUCAACUUCAGAUCAACACAGAAGUAAUCCAAGAAGAUGAGGAAAUGGAUGAUGUGGAUGAAUUGGGGAGAAUCAAAGAGUUAAUGGAUAAUAACACCCACCAAGAUUUGUCAUUUACCUCACAGUCACCCGAAGCCAAUAGUUAUAUUCAUCUUUAUCAAGAAAUUGUUAAAGCCGAAGCUGAAAAUGAUACUACAAGUCAAAAUGUUUUGCAAUACUAUUAUCAAUUCAGGAAAAAAAUAUCAAAACGCUUUGAAUAUUAUAAGAAUGUAAAAAAAUAUCGAGAUCCAUACUUUCAAACAAAUACAACUUGGAGUUUACUUGGUUAUUUAAAAUACAAAGAACGCGAAAAUGAUUUUACAAGUGAUAAAUCAACAGAACACAUGUCUUAUGUUAAAAACCUUGAAUACCUUAAGGAAAAUUUGAAAGAAUGUCAACAAAUCAAACAGUGUCUUUGUAAUUUGAAGCCAGCUGAGUAUGCCUUGGUUGGUGACAGUGGGUAUGAAAAAACAAGUGAAGAUGUAAAUUCUUUCUGGCAGUCUAUUAAUAUGAAGAAACAGCUUGAUAUAAAAAAGGUGAGUGUAGUGUUUUCUAUAAAUUCUUUAUGUUUCAGAUUGACUGAUUUAGAAUAUGAAAUAGUUGCACCACUAGAGCAUAGUGAUGAUGUCUACCACAACAAAAUUGGCAGUAAUGUCAUUAUUCCAAGGAAUCAAGUUAUUUCUACCAACAAAAGAAAAAGAGAAGACCAAUCUGAUUAUGAGGAAUCUGCAUUAUUGUUUGAUAAAUCUAAUGAAGAUACAACCAUGGAAAAUAUUGAUGAAAAAACACUUGAACAGGAAAUCAAAUUGCCACUAGCAAGUGUUAAUAGCUCUUUGAAGUGUAAAUAUGUAUCAGAUGAGAAAUGUAAGAGUUUAACAAUAUAUGGCUGGCUCCAAAUUGGUCUAGAACUUAACUUCUAUUCCAUGGAUUGGUCAGGAAAUGGCAUAUAUAGAUUUGGUUUAGUUGAUCAAUGCAGAUUGCCAUCAGACAAGGAUGAAUGUGGGAUGCUUGAGGAUGUGUACUGCAUUCUCAAAUUACUUGAAAGUAAAUCACUUGAGACUGAAAAAUUAGUUAAAAGUUUGUUUUUAGAAAACACCAAAGGGAAAUGA